CUCCAUAAAGCUCCACCACCUCAGUGAUUCAGUGACACUCUGACUUUCGUGAGCAACCAUGGAUGAGUUUGCUCUGAGUGACAUGUAUGACAUGUAUGAUGAGAUUGAUGACUACUACAGCAUUUGUCAUUUUGGCUAUAACGACGACAACUCUCUUGGUCCUGUGUGCGAUCAGGACCGCAGCAUGGAGUUUGCGGCGGUCUUCAUCCCGGUCCUGUACUCAGUGGCGCUGGUCCUGGGGCUGCUGGGAAACGGGCUGGUUCUGGCGGUGCUGUGGAAGAAGAAGCGGACCUGGAGCGUGACGGACACCUUCAUCCUGCACCUGGCCCUGGCCGAUGUCCUGCUGCUGUUCACCCUGCCGUUCUGGGCUGUGGAGGCAUCUAAGGGAUGGAUAUUCGGCACUGCCCUCUGUAAGAUCAAUGGAGCUAUGUUUAAGAUGAACUACUACUGUGGGAUCUUCCUCCUUGCCUGCAUCAGUGUGGACCGCUACUUGUCCAUCAGUCACGGUGUGCAGAUGUUCUCUCGUAAGAAGCCCUGGGUGGUUCAGGCCAGUUGCCUGGCCAUGUGGGUCGUCUGCUGUCUGCUCUCCAUUCCUGACUGGCUGUACCUUAGUGCGUCAUAUGAUGACAUACAAGAUAAGUACAAAUGUUUGCAUGACUACCCUGAGCCCAGGCCAUAUUGGCAUUUGUGCUUCCGUUGGCUCUACCACAUUCUAGGGUUCCUCCUCCCUGCCGUAGCCAUGGUCUUCUGCUACACCUGCAUCUUGCUGCGUCUCUGUUGCACUGCACAGAACCUGCAGAAGCAGAGGGACAUGUGGCUGAUCCUAGGCCUGGUGAUUGCCUUCUUCAUCAGCUGGACACCUUACAAUGUCAGCCUGAUGGUGGACACGCUGCGCAACGGCCCAACCGACUACUUCAUAUUUGCCACAAGCUUCUGCGACAUGUUCACCACGCUGGACAUCUCCCUGACCGUCACCUCCUCGCUGGGGUACCUUCACUGCUGCAUCAACCCAUUGCUGUAUGCCUUCCUGUGGACAAAGUUCCGGCGCCACCUAGUGGUGAUGCUGAGUAGAGGUUCUGUGCUGCAGGUUGAAGAGCAUGAUGGGGACUUGUCACAGCUCAUAGGGGUCUGAGACAGAGGACAGGACCAGAGCCACUGGAGGAGAGGAGGGGAGGCAUAGACAACAUGGGUGAGAGAGGGACAGACAAUGUAUUUGAAAGUGUUACGUAUUUGGCAAAUACUGCAAGCCAAAGUGACAAAGGGAAAUGGGGGGAAAGGGGCAAUUCUAUUUCACAUUUUAGGUCUAUACCUGAUAGCUUUUGUUCUAGAGACACUUUGGGUUCUCAGCUUUGAAAUAGCCCUUUACUUGCCAAAGCCCAAGUCCAUUAAAGAUAGGGUCAGCAGCUCUAAUUGAUUUCUAACACUUUUGUGUAACAUUUAGCAAAUCUCCUCACGAUCUGCUUGCUCUCCCUUCUCUGUGUGCAUUGCAAAUAGAAAAAACAGGUCUUUGUACACAGCCUUGGCUCUGUGAACUGGAAAGAAAGAAACUGAGGGCAGCCUGUCCUAACAAUAACAAAACACUGACUUUCUUUUCUGACUUUUCUUCGGUCAUUAGUUUGAAUAAAUGAAAUAUGCUUCUAUAGACAUAAGUUGUUAAGAAACGUUAAUAUAACAUCAUAGAAAUGCAAUGUUUUUCUUCUCAAUCUAUUGCUAUCUCACUUUAUUUCUCUUGAACGUGCCAUAUGGAUGAGAUCUCAUUUCAAAUGUUGCGUUCCUAUGGUAAGUGUUUGUAAAACUGUAGAGAUUUAUGUCACUUUUACACUCUCAAGAAUGCAAU
This is a messenger RNA of Sardina pilchardus (European sardine), 1837 nucleotides long. RefSeq names its product C-X-C chemokine receptor type 3-like. NCBI's taxonomy places the organism in Eukaryota, Metazoa, Chordata, Actinopteri, Clupeiformes, Clupeidae. Gene Ontology annotation, cellular component: membrane; external side of plasma membrane. The record is from RefSeq and is a predicted model, not a curated record. Bases 59 to 1132 code for a protein of 357 amino acids. Gene Ontology annotation, molecular function: C-C chemokine receptor activity; C-C chemokine binding; C-X-C chemokine receptor activity. The transcript has 3 exons. Gene Ontology annotation, biological process: positive regulation of cytosolic calcium ion concentration; G protein-coupled receptor signaling pathway; immune response.